AUGUUCUCAUCACGCGCACCCGAGCCCGCCGCCGUGGCGCCUCCGGAGAUUGGUCCUUUGCUGGCCGCCGAGCUCGCUGUGGAGUACUCGUCACUCCGUGCCCCGUCCAACUGCCCCGCUGGCAUGUACCUCAUGCCCUCGUCCGAGACGCUCCUGCGCUGGGCGGGCGUCUUCUUCGUGCACCGUGGUCCUUACGCCGGCAGCAUCCUCCGGUUCACGCUCUCGUUCCCGCCCGCGUAUCCCCGCGCACGACCCAGUGUACACUUUGACUCGGACGUGUUCCACCCCCUUGUCGACCCGAAGACGCGCGAAUGGAUCCCGCGCGGCCGACUUGCCCAGUGGCAGCCACACGUAGACCAUGUCCCACACCUCCUGCAUGCCCUCAAGGCUAGCUUCAAAACGGUGGCUCUCGACGCCGUGACAGAGCACGAGGCGGUGAACCGCCAGGUCUGGUCGAUGUAUCACCACUCCCCGCAGACCUUUCUGUCUCUCACAGCACAGCGCGCUCGCCAUUCCGCGACGCGCCAGACGCUGUAUGACGAUCCUGACCCGCACGCUCGUGUGCCCGCAGCAACAACGUCGACAGAAGCACACAGCGGCAAGGUCAUCCAGUUUACCGAGUUGGAUGAUGGUGCUGUUGGACGGCUGUGGGCUGACAUGCGCCGCAGCCUCGGCGAGCAUUGA
Apiotrichum porosum is the source of this 684-nucleotide messenger RNA. RefSeq lists its product as uncharacterized. The transcript is spliced from 5 exons. NCBI's taxonomy places the organism in Eukaryota, Fungi, Basidiomycota, Tremellomycetes, Trichosporonales, Trichosporonaceae. Bases 1 to 684 code for a protein of 227 amino acids. The record is from RefSeq and is a predicted model, not a curated record.